Messenger RNA from Suillus discolor, 579 nucleotides. RefSeq lists its product as uncharacterized. The transcript is spliced from 3 exons. The record is from RefSeq and is a predicted model, not a curated record. NCBI's taxonomy places the organism in Eukaryota, Fungi, Basidiomycota, Agaricomycetes, Boletales, Suillaceae. The coding region runs from base 1 to 579 and encodes 192 amino acids.
AUGACCAGUGAUUCACUCAAUGAAGGGCUGCCAGAAGAUCUGACUCGGAGGCAUCAAAGUGCAGCCCAGAAUAAACCUGUUCUUGCAUCUAUCAUCCCUGAUUGUCAUCAAGUCAACUCACAUAUUCUUCAAUCCAAUGACCCAAAACCUGAUUUCUUGAAUCGUUGUACCACCUGGCAUACCAACGUCCCACAACGACCUCAGGACACAUGUCUUCCUUCACACUCCCAUGAAGCCGAGUUGCAAGAGCCACCGCAUAUGGAUAUCUUCUGUCUUCCCCCGUUCUGGGAGACUACUUGUGAUAGCAAUCUCACUGUCCAUCUUAUCAGUGCUCAGUGCUCAGAGCAUCAGACAGAGAGCCGGCUUAUCCAGAGACACCUGAAGCAAAUAAUGAUUGAACACGAACUAUACAAUCUCAUGGACCAACACACAUGCCAAAGGCUGCGCAAAGCUGAUAUCAGUGUUGGUGUUUCAUGCAGUGUGUUGCGCGUGUCUGGCCUUGCAGGCAAGACAUUUGAUGAUGUGGAUAGCGACACUUCAAGUAUGUUAGAUGAAUCAGAUGCAGAGCCAUCCCCUUGA